AUUGUGGAGAAGCGUUCGAAAACGAGGAUCACCUAGCACCAGCACAGUGCGCAAACUUUGUUUCUUACGGAUCAACAGCAACACAUCUCCAAAAUGUUUGCGAGAACAGCGUGGAUCGCUGUGACAGUAAUCGCGCUAUUUUGCGUUUAUACUUCCGCACAACUCGUAUCACAGGUUUGUUUAGGUUGUAUAUGUGAAGUUAGCUCAGGAUGUAACACCACUAUCGGAUGUUCCGAAUCUGUAUGUGGACCCUUUGCCAUAACGUGGGGAUACUGGGCCGAUGCUGGCAAACCAACUUUACAAGGCGAGCCGCUCAGCAACGAUGCUUAUGCUAGAUGCGUCAACGAUCCCUACUGUGCUGCUGAUGCGGUGCAAAAUUAUAUGGCUAAAUUCGGUCACGACUGCACCGGAAAUGGAAAGGUUGACUGUGAAGAUUAUGUGCGUAUUCAUCAACUUGGCGCAAACGGUUGCACCGGCGCACUAAACAGCAAAUAUGAAAAUAAGUUCAAGUUAUGUUUACGAACCUUCCAAAGGCAAUAAUAUGCAUAAUGUGUUUUGCUAUCACCUAAUAACAAUCCAUAAUUAUCAUGAUAUACAUGUAUAAGUUUAUUUUUCCAUGAAGUUUUAUCUUAUACCUUUAUCAAAUAAGUGAGAUACAGUUACUCAUUCUUAUUAGCAGGACAUCUCCACCUUUAAUGUAAAUGUAGUAGAUAUAAUUUUGUCUAUUAAGAUUUGAUAUAUUAUAAAAUAAAUAUUUUAACAAGAAAAA
Messenger RNA from Monomorium pharaonis (pharaoh ant), 769 nucleotides. RefSeq names its product lysozyme 2. Lineage: Eukaryota; Metazoa; Arthropoda; Insecta; Hymenoptera; Formicidae. Gene Ontology annotation, molecular function: lysozyme activity. The transcript is spliced from 4 exons. The record is from RefSeq and is a predicted model, not a curated record. Bases 94 to 540 code for a protein of 148 amino acids.